Pipra filicauda (Wire-tailed manakin) is the source of this 2823-nucleotide messenger RNA. It is a transcript of the gene ZBTB5, whose product is annotated as zinc finger and BTB domain containing 5. Bases 267 to 2276 code for a protein of 669 amino acids. The transcript is spliced from 2 exons. The record is from RefSeq and is a predicted model, not a curated record. Gene Ontology annotation, cellular component: nucleus. Gene Ontology annotation, biological process: regulation of transcription by RNA polymerase II. Gene Ontology annotation, molecular function: DNA-binding transcription factor activity, RNA polymerase II-specific; RNA polymerase II cis-regulatory region sequence-specific DNA binding; protein binding. Lineage: Eukaryota; Metazoa; Chordata; Aves; Passeriformes; Pipridae.
CGGCCCUUCCCGCGCGGCCCUUCCCGCGCGGCCCUUCCCGCACGGACACCGCAGGUGAUCGGGAAGGGCGAGGGAGGGGAGGGCGGCGGUGACGUAGGAACUGGUGACCCCCCGGUCGGGGUGGGACCGGGGCUCUCCGGGCUCCUCUUUAUGUCCCGUGAGCGGCACAAAGCGGAGUCUCCGGGUGUGUUUUUACCGGUGCUGAUGCAGCGCUGGGAUGCAGGUGCUGCCCUGAGAGGGACACAGAACUUGUAUGUUCCAGGAUCAUGGAUUUUCCAGGACACUUUGAGCAAGUCUUCCAGCAGCUCAAUUACCAGAGGCUCCAUGGCCAGCUCUGUGACUGUGUCAUCGUGGUGGGGAACAGGCACUUCAAAGCCCACCGCUCCGUGCUGGCCGCAUGCAGCACCCACUUCCGAGCACUGUUCACGGUGGCUGAGGGGGACCAGACCAUGAACAUGAUCCAGCUGGACAGCGAGGUGGUGACGGCCGAGGCCUUCGCCGCGCUCAUCGACAUGAUGUACACGUCCACGCUCAUGCUCGGGGAGAGCAACGUGAUGGACGUGCUGCUGGCCGCGUCCCACCUGCACCUCAACUCCGUGGUGAAGGCCUGCAAGCACUACCUGACCACGCGGACGCUGCCGCUGUCGCCGCCGAGCGAGCGCGCGCAGGAGCAGAGCGCGCGCCUGCAGCGCUCCUUCAUGCUGCAGCAGCUGGGGCUCAGCAUCGUCAGCUCCGCGCUGGGCUCCUCGCAGGGCGCCGAGGAGCCGCCCGGCUCCGUGCGGAGCGGCCUGGAGCAGCGCGCCGCCUUCCCCAUGCGCCGCCUGCACAAGCGCAAGCCGCCCUCCGAGGAGCGUGCCCGGCAGCGUGUCCGGCCUGCCGUGGACGAGCCUGGGGCUGACGUGGCCGCAGAGGGCGGGCAGCCCGUCCACUCGCGCGAGGAUUUCUUCUCUCCGGACUCGCUGAAGAUCGUGGACAACUCCAAGGCUGACACCGUUGCUGAUAACCAGGAGGACAACACGAUCAUGUUUGACCAGUCUUUCGGUGCUCAGGAGGAUGCUCAAGUGCCCAGCCAGUCGGACAACGGCGGGGCAAACAUUUCCCAGAUGUCCAUGGCGUCCCAGGCCACACAGGUGGAGACCAGCUUUGACCAGGAGGCUGCUGCUGAAAAGAGCAACUUCCCAUGUGAGAAUCCAGAGGUCAGCCUGAACGAGAAGGAGCACAUGAGGGUGGUGGUGAAGUCUGAGCCCUUGAGCUCCCCAGAGCCCCAGGAUGAGGUGAGCGACGUCACCUCCCAGGCGGAGGGCAGUGAGUCCGUGGAGGUGGAAGGAGGAGUGGUGAGUGCGGAGAAAAUCGAGCUGAGUCCUGAGAGCAGUGACCGCAGCUUCUCUGACCCACAGUCCAGCACUGACAGGGUGGGAGACAUCCACAUCAUGGAGGUGUCCAACAACCUGGAACACAAGUCGUCUUUCAGCAUUUCAAAUUUUCUGAAUAAAAGCAGAGGCAGUGGCUUUGGAGCCAGCCAAAACAGUGACGACAACAUUCCCAACACCACCAGUGACUGCAGGAUGGACAGCGACACCUCUUACCUGAUGAGCCCAGAGUCGGGGCCCGCUGGUGGCCACUCGUCCGCCACUGUCUCCCAUGUGGAGAACCCAUUUAGCGAGCCCGCGGACUCCCACUUUGUGAGGCCCAUGCAGGAUGUGAUGGGUCUGCCCUGCGUGCAGACCUCUGGGUACCGGGCAGCGGAGCAGUUUGGCAUGGACUUCCCACGCUCAGGCCUGGGCUUGCAUUCGCUGUCCCGGGCCAUGAUGGGCUCGGUGAGAGGCGGAGCCGGUGGCUUUCCUGGCUACCGCCGCAUCGCCCCCAAAAUGCCGGUGGUGACCUCUGUGCGGGGCUCCCAGCUGCAGGAGAGCUCGUCUGGGUCCCAGCUGCUGAUGAACGGGAGCACGUCCUUCGAGAGUGGGCACCUGUCGCAGCCCGGCCCCCCGCAGCUCACCAGGGCGUCUGCGGAUGUGCUGUCCAAGUGCAAGAAGGCGCUGUCGGAGCACAACGUGCUGGUGGUGGAGGGCGCACGGAAGUACGCCUGCAAGAUCUGCUGCAAGACCUUCCUGACGCUCACGGACUGCAAGAAGCACAUCCGCGUGCACACGGGGGAGAAGCCCUAUGCCUGCCUCAAGUGCGGGAAGCGCUUCAGCCAGUCCAGCCACCUCUACAAACACUCCAAGACCACCUGCCUCAGGUGGCAGAGCAGCAACCUGCCCAGCAGUUUGCUCUAAGGCGCUGCCCCGGGGCUGCCGCGGUGGGGCUGGCGGACGCUGCCGUGCGGUGGUGCCACACACACAGAGCCUCGGCUCUGCCAUUGGGGAUAUCCGGUACCUACCUCGCGGGGUGUCGCGGGCUCAGCCGCCCGCCGGGAGCUGCGCAGCGGGCAUGGGGAUGUGACCCCCCACAGCGAAGCACCCCCUUUGCAGGGCAGAGGGGUGACAGUGUGGGGAUCUCAUGAAAUAGCACGUUUAGAGAACAAGAAACUGAAGUGCAAAUUUCAUUUUUUUUGGUGGUUUUUUUUUUUUCUCUAAAGCAUUUUGUAACAGUGAAAGCAUUUAAAUAAUUAUUGUAACAUGAAUUGCUGCAUUAUGUGUGGACAGUAGCGCAGACCACUUACCUUUAAAAGAGAAAAACAGCUUUGGCUGCACCUGUCUGACAUAAUGCUUUCAAAUACGCUAAUUAUAACAAUAGUUCUAGGAUUAUGAAUGUAUGUUUGGCUGUUUUGUAGUAAAGAACACUGUGUAAUCAAGGUGCUUAAAUUAAAUACCAGACAAGUAA